AUGCAACGACCUCUGGGUGCCCAGCUCGAGCUGCACCAACUGCAACUCGGGAGGUUCGACCUACGACGUAUCUGCGUCCUCGAUUCACUCGAGGAUACAUACGGCAGCGGCGCGUUCGAGGGCACGCUCGUGCAGGACACUGUCAAGAUGGGCGGCUUCACCGUUUCAAGCCAGCAGGCGCGAUCACGUAUCAGAACGAAACCGACGGCGAAACUGUUCUCUACGGAAGCGCAAGGGCUAAUGGGCUCCGCGUGGAAAACGCUCGCGCAGGCCGGCACUCCGUUCUGGCUCGAUCUUGUCGAGACGGGCCAGUGGGAUGAGCCCCUGAUGGCGCUGCAGCUCACGCGGUUUGGUAACCACACGAGCGCAAGCGACACGGAGCCUGGAGGAUCGUUUACGAUGGGCUACACCAAUUCCAGCCUCUUCACAGGCUCGAUCGAGUACCACAAUCUCACCGAAACACCGACCUGGUGGGUCAUCAACAUCUCUGCGGAAGCGAUGAUCGACUCCGGCACAACGCUCAUCUACGGCCCCGCGUCCACCGUCGAGGAGGUAUACUCGAUAAUCAGCUACCGUUCCGGCCUCAGCAAACGCAGCAAACGUUUGCGCAACCCCGCUAACACUCAAAAUGUAGCUAGGUUGGGUCAUGUUUCAUUUUCGCAGUAG
Molecule: messenger RNA, 666 nt
Organism: Coniophora puteana RWD-64-598 SS2
Lineage: Eukaryota; Fungi; Basidiomycota; Agaricomycetes; Boletales; Coniophoraceae
Product: acid protease
Exons: 5
Coding region: 1-666 (221 amino acids)
Biological process (GO): proteolysis
Molecular function (GO): aspartic-type endopeptidase activity
Source: RefSeq, a predicted model, not a curated record